This is a messenger RNA of Electrophorus electricus (electric eel), 3628 nucleotides long. RefSeq names its product histocompatibility (minor) 13 (gene hm13). Gene Ontology annotation, cellular component: cytoplasmic side of endoplasmic reticulum membrane; membrane; lumenal side of endoplasmic reticulum membrane. The record is from RefSeq and is a predicted model, not a curated record. Gene Ontology annotation, biological process: membrane protein proteolysis. Lineage: Eukaryota; Metazoa; Chordata; Actinopteri; Gymnotiformes; Gymnotidae. Gene Ontology annotation, molecular function: aspartic endopeptidase activity, intramembrane cleaving.
AACACAACUUUCUGUGUCGACAAUGUCUUUUCACGGCGUCGAAACAUCUUUCGGUUCCCGGAGAGAGUUAGGAAACGUGGCCUUAUGAGAAAGAACCCAAACCCCUGAGAACGGGUAGUCAGUGUUAACGGAUAGUCACUGUAGGCACUCACGACAGAGCUUACGCUGCUGAAUUUACACUUUCAGAUCCACUCUUUGUCGACACCCGCUCAUCAUGGCCGAUAUGGAGCAAGGACCGGCUGUACCGGCCGAAGCCUCACCGCUGCUGGAGAGCCUGAAUGCCACCGACGCCGGUAACGCCAGCGCGGCCAGGUUCGUGGCCACUCCCGAGGGCACAGCGCUGGCGUACGGCAGCCUUGUGCUCAUGGCACUGCUGCCCAUCUUCUUUGGGGCUCUACGCUCUGUCAGCAGCUCUAAAAGCAAGAACUCCUCCGACAUGCCUGAGACCAUCACCAGCAGAGACGCUGCGCGCUUUCCCAUCAUUGCCAGCUGCACUCUUUUUGGCCUCUAUCUCUUCUUCAAGAUUUUUUCUCAAGAGUACAUCAACCUGCUUUUAUCUAUGUACUUCUUUGUGCUGGGGAUUUUAGCUCUGUCUCACACAAUGAGUCCAUUCAUGAACAGAGUUUUGCCAGCCAAUCUGCCCAACAAGCAGUACCAGCUCCUUUUCACACAGGGCUCUGGAGAGAGCAAAGAAGAAAUAGUCAACUAUGAGUUUGACACCAAGGACCUGAUAUGUUUGGGAAUUAGCAGUGUGGUGGGUGUCUGGUACGUCAUUAAAAAGCACUGGGUAGCCAAUAACCUGUUUGGGCUGGCGUUUGCCCUAAAUGGGGUGGAGCUACUGCACCUGAAUAACGUCAGCACGGGCUGCAUCCUGCUGGGUGGGCUGUUCGUGUAUGAUGUUUUCUGGGUCUUUGGCACCAAUGUCAUGGUAACAGUUGCCAAGUCAUUCGAAGCACCUAUUAAGUUGGUGUUCCCCCAGGACCUGCUGGAGAGAGGUCUGAGUGCCAGUAACUUUGCUAUGUUGGGUCUCGGGGACAUCGUCAUCCCAGGCAUCUUUAUUGCUCUGCUCCUGCGUUUUGAUGUCAGCCUGAAGAAGAACACACGGACCUACUUCUACACCAGCUUCCUGGCCUACAUCUUUGGCCUGGGCCUCACCAUCUUCGUCAUGCACACGUUCAAACAUGCCCAGCCUGCUUUGCUGUACCUGGUCCCAGCCUGUGUGGGCUUCCCCGUGGUAGUGGCGCUGGUCAAAGGAGAACUGACCGAGAUGUUUAGGUACGAGGAGUCUUCUGAGAUGUCACCAAAAGAGGAGAAAACAGAGACUGAUAAAGAGAAAUAAAGCAUAAGGGAAAGGAGCCCCACCCCACACACCCUGGCUGCCGUUCUCCACCACUGCAUUUCAAGAGCAGCACGCCUGUCUCUGCCACAUGGGGGUGCUCUCCAUCUGCCCAAGGUCUCGUGCCCACCUGUGCAUGGAGCAGGCUGAUGUUUUGUGUAACUGGUUUAAUAACUAUAUUCUGUUUAGUUUUUUAGUUCUUUCUAAAUGAUUUGUGAAACAAUGUUUGAAAGCUUACUCUGUGCUUUUGUCUCAUGUUUGCUACCGAUUUUCUCAUUUGUUGCGUGCUUCAUUCAGUUUACCUUCUGCGUAAUUGUAGAAUAUUAAGUUUAUUGGACAUUUUCUCUUUAAGGGCCAGAAUUUUAAGAUGCUUAUGAAGCAGUUGUGAAGGCUGGGUUGGGUUGUUUUGUUUUUCUGAGUUGUUGGGCCUCUCUGUGUUGCUUUAUGAUGGCUGUCUGUACUUCUGAAUCAAAGUUCCUUGACCACAAAGCCUGAUGGGUAUUUUUCUCAUACACCUGGAUUGCAUAAAGGAACAGUUGUCUUUGCACAAAGGUUUCAGAAACCACGCUCACGGUGUGAGUGUCCCCCUUGCCCCAGCCAAGCCAGAACACUGGGACCAUAUCAGCCCUCCUCAUCAGUCUGGGCCACCUGCAGAGAUUUUAAAGUUCUGGUGUCUUCAGCAGCAACGCAGGGCAGUUCUGGGGCCAUAUGCGUCAAAUCCCUCGUGAGGUCAUGGCACCCUUUCUACCAAGCGUAUCGUGAAGAAUGUCAUUAACCUGAGUGGGGAGGUCGCUCGCGUGAAUCCUGAACUGGUUCAUCUACUGUCUCUGAGUUCGGGAGAUCCGAGAAGUGUGUUGGGGCUGUACAGAACGGGCAUGUCUGGAAUGCCAUACCACACCGAAUGUGUGUGUCCGUGAAUCUCCUUCAAAGCUUAGUGAAGUGGCAUCGUUGUGCGGUCAGUUCUUGUAGAUUCGUCUUUCUGUUGAUGUUCCAGUGCAAGCUAAUGGUUAAAGCUUCCUUGAGGAGCACAUCUCUCUUUAAUUUUUUAUUUUUUUUAAUCCACAAUAAAUUGUGGUUUUAUACCGCCAUAGAGAAGCAUGAAGGGUGUUUGUGUCUUAAUGGUAAAGGUGACGUAGGAUGUGAACUGCACACACAUUACUGUUCGUGCAUUAAUGAAAAUGCACCAUUAUAGCAACAUCUAUAUUUUAGGAGUUUGUGCAGUAGUGCCACACUUGGCCCUAACCAGAUAAACUACAGUAGACAGAUCCGUAGUUGGUUAUCCCAUACAUGCCAGAGUAGGAGUGAAUGGUUUAUUUUGGUCUUGUUUGUGAUUCAGUGGAGGGUGAUUCUACUUUGAUUCAGUUUGAGCUGAUUCAAAUGAUAGACGAACUGAUUCGUUUAGUAACUACAUCCAGACGCCUGAUUAAUAUGCUUAGUUUUCUGGGUAAAGGCAAUGUGCUGUAAGGAAAUGUGAGCACGCUUCUCUCUGCAGUUGGUGGCAACCAUCUUCACACCCCUGAAUCCAAAACCCUGACCAGGAUUUUGUCAUCACUGGUAGUUAAUCUACUUAAACAUUUCAACAAAUAAAAAGUCUGGUUAAUAAGGUAUAGAACAUGCAGUAUGUAUUCAAACCACAACCUUUGUUACAGGUUUUCAGCCUCUUGACCUGGGAUAUAGAUAAAGUGGCCAUAUAAUUACUUCUCACUGUUAACUACCAGAGCAAUGACUGACUACCCCCACAUUUGCCCGUCCAUGGCUGUCAUGUUUUAGGAGGUACUGUACAGUAUGUAAGUUAUUCUUGUAAACUUUUUUAGACUUUAUAAAUCCAGAUGGACUACUGGAACAGUUGAGUUGCAGUUUUCCUUUAGAAAAGCAGCGGCGGAUUAGAAAUGUAGAACUAUUUAACAAGCUGGUCGAUGCUGAUGUGCUACCAGAAGAUGGCGCCAAACACUCAAGCCAGGAGGUCGAGCGGGAUUUGCGGGUUAAUGUUCACACCUUAUUAAUCAACUAAUUUUCCUUUGUAUUUUUUUUUUUUUGGAAUGUACAAAGAUCAAAGUCUCGUAAAGUUGAGUCCGAAGCUUCAGUUGUGAUUCAGAGUAGAAAGUGUUACAGGGUAUUAGCAAGUACGUUUGUGUGAACAAGUUUUUGUUGUUUAUUGAAUAAUGAAAAUGUGUGGCAUGUAAAUAGUUUCUAUAAGAUACAGUAUAUAGUUGUUGAUGUAUUAGAUAGAAAUGACCUAGUUAUAGUCCAACAGUGGAACUUUACCUAAUUAAAGUAUCAUUAAGUUGAAAA